Molecule: messenger RNA, 1452 nt
Organism: Schistosoma intercalatum
Lineage: Eukaryota; Metazoa; Platyhelminthes; Trematoda; Strigeidida; Schistosomatidae
Source: the annotation of a GenBank genome assembly
AUGGGCUCGGAAAAUUGUUUGUCUACUCUACUUUUUGUUUGUGUAGUUAAUGUAACUAAUAUGUCAGAUGAGUGCAAAACAAACGUCUUUCAUGAAGAUGUAUUUGGACGUGCUUUUGUAGACCGGAAUGAAUCUGCAGGAAGUGAUUCUGAUGGUAUCAGCGAUAGCGUUGUGGGGAAUGUGAGUAAAUUACUAGUUAUACCUAAUGGAUACACUGGAAAAUUACGAAAAGGACAUCUAAUCUUCGACGCAUGUUUCGAAAGUGGAAAUCUUGGAAAGGUUGUGUACGUCAGUGAAUACGAGUAUGAUUUAUUUAUACGUCCGGAUACAUGCAAUGCACGAUUCAGAGUAUGGUUUAAUUUCACAGUGGAAAACACUAAAUAUGAACAGCAACAAAGACGUCUAGAUCUUAUAACAAUUACUCAUCCUAGUAAUCUCAAUAAAACGGCUGACAAGAAACGUGUGAUAUUUGUGACCGCUCGUGUUCAUCCUGGUGAAACACCAUCAUCUUAUGUUUGCCAAGGAUUUAUUGAUUUCAUGGUUAGUAAUCAUUCGAUAGCUCAACAAUUACGUGAACAUUUAAUUUUUAAAAUUGUUCCAAUGUUAAAUCCAGAUGGUGUUUAUUUGGGAAAUUAUAGAUCAUCUUUAAUGGGAUUCGAUUUAAAUAGACAAUGGCAGUCUCCAUCCUUAUGGGCACAUCCUACUAUUUAUGCUACAAAACAAUUGUUAAUGAAUUUGGACAAUAAUCCAUUCAUCGAUGUGAAUUUCUUCAUUGAUAUACAUGCACACUCUACACUAAUGAAUGGAUUUAUGUAUGGAAAUAUAUAUGAAGAUGAAAAACGAGCAGAAAGGCAAGCUAGAUUUCCAAGUUUGUUAAGUCAGUUUGCUGAAGACUUUAGUUUACCACAGACAAAUUUCAAUAAAGAUACUUUAAAAGCUGGAACUGGUCGACGCACAUUGGGUGGUAUUCUGGACGAUCACACUAUUUGUUAUACAUUAGAAGUUUCAUUUUACAGUUACACAAAUAUGUUAACCAAUGAAAUGAUUCCGUAUACUGAAGAAAAGUAUGCUCGACUAGGCAGAAAUUUAGCUAGAACAUUUUAUGAAUAUUAUUCAAAUGAAGGUAUUUUAUGUAACAUGUCGUCGUCAUCUAGAGUUGAUUCAAUUCAUUCACCUGGUAAUAUUUCGAUAUCAAGCUAUUCCUUACGUAAUAAUCAUAAUUUAUCAAAUGUCAAUUUAGAGGAUGACCACAGUCAACAUCAUCACAGUAAUGAUGUAAAGAAUUAUGGAAUAAAUAAAGAAUCAAUCGUCCAACCCACGUCAUCUAAAGACUGUUUAGAAGAUAGACUAAAAUAUAAUUAUGAUCAGUUAAAAAGAUUAAAUCAGACAUUGAAUUCCUUAAAGCUGAACAAUAACCUAAUAAAUUGUCUAUGGUGGGGAAAUGCAACAUAA